CAUUUGGUUCAAAUUGUGCCUUUAGUUAUCGGCUGUGUGUAUUUUUAGAACAAGUUAGUAGUACUUCAUUUCUACACGUAGGCUUGACGUGUGUAUUCAGUGAAAGCUUAUUUAAAGCGCUACUUUAAAUAUGGAACGCGAAUUGAAAAAUAAAAUUGUUGCCAUAACGGGAGGAGCUGAAGGCAUAGGCCUCAGUAUCGCCGAUCAAUUCCUCAGCGAAGGCGCAGUCGUCGUGAUACUCGAUAUAAACUUGGAGAAAGGACAAAAUGCAGCCAAAGAAUUGCAAAGCAAGCACGGCGCUACGAAGGUCAGUUUCUUAAGAUGCGAUGUUACGACCGAUCUGGAAUCGGUAUUCAAUCAGCUCAUAGAUGCUCACAAACGUGUUGACGUCUUGGUGAACAACGCCGGGAUCAUAUGCGAGAGUUCAUUGAGGAAGACUCUUGAAAUAAACACUGUGGCUCCCAUCGAGUGGACGGUGAAGUUUAGAGAGUACAUGAGGACAGAUAAGGGUGGGAGUGGUGGCACAAUUUGCAAUGUAUCAUCGAUAUACGGCUAUUGCCUAGACCCGUAUUUGCCGUAUUACAAAGCUUCGAAGUUUGCUCUAUUCGGCUUCAGCACUACGUUAGGACAUAAGCAGAAUUACGACAGAACUGGGGUAAGAAUCGUGACUGUGUGCCCCGGGUUUACAAGCUCAGCCAUGACAGCACAACUGACGGUGUGGGAUGAGCACGUUGAAGAGUUUGCGGCUCAGAGGAGCCAGCUGAAGUGGCAAACUCCUGCGCAGGUCGGUACCGGUGUCGCUGAGCUGUUCAGGGUCGCCGAUAGUGGGACAGCCUGGGCUAUCAUAGGGGGAGAACCAAUUAAGCAAGUAGAGCAAAGAUGUCUCAAAUAAAUAUUGUUAAUUCUUUUGUUUUCUUUGUGUUCUAUGGAUUAAAUCAGGGGUGAGCAACCUUUUUAAUCAAUGGGCCAAUUUUUUUUUUGGCCUCUCAUAUAUAACUCUCAUUAUACGAAGCUUUAUUUCUUUAUUAAAAACAAACAAGAAACGCUUGUUGCUCAUCCUUGGAUUGAAUCAUUAUCAUUUGAAUCGCUCAUCUAUGCAAUAAAAAUGUGGAAUACAUAUUUAGUAUAUUGUUUAUAUUGUUAUGGAUUGUGUUUAAUCUAUAUUACAUGUGAUAUAUCAUGUUUUUCAGUUUUGAAACUACUGUUACGCGCUGGGUUCGGGAUAAAUAAAAUUGUACUGAAGUACAAAUUAAAAACUGUAUUCAACACUUAGAACUUCACAAACACUUUAAAAUUCUCAAUUCGCUUCUUCCGCUUCGCUUCGAUACCAUAUCCCUAGAAUUAUCGAGAAUAUUUCACAAAAGUCGAGUAUUGUGUUUCCCGCUAUCUGAUAAUAGAUGACGCUGUACUUCUCGAGCGUUCUAAAUGCGACUAGAUCCUUCGAUAUUCGUUCGGCUAUUCGGCGAUAGAUGGCGUUACUCUUACCGGUGUAACACUAUCUACUCGCAACAAAAACUCAUACAUAACAAACACAGAGUAUCGACCCAGGUGUGUCUUAUCAUUAUAUUUGUUUACUCUAAAUUGUCAAAGAUUCUACCCAGCUGUAUUUUUUAUCUAAACGUCCGCCCGUCUUUGAAUCAGUGUCAGAGGGAACUUAUUUAGCGCUUGCCAUAAGUUAAAAGAUAUUGCAUAAGUUAAAAGAUAUAAAGAUAAUGAGUUAUGUGGCUUAUCAAUAGACGGAGAAGUCGUUAGAUCGUGACGUCAUUUAAUUACGCAUCGAAUUAGUAUCCAAAUUUGGGAUAAAUGGCGGCGAUUUAAUAUUUAAUACAUUGCCUGCAUAAUUAACAUAGUGUUAAAAUAUUAGUUUGAAUUAACGAAGCUAACGUUAGAAGUGAAUUGAACAUAGUUAAAAUACAUUUGAAUAUGCAAUUUUGAAAUGGGCACAUCUCUGAAAAUGUAAAAUGUUCAAAUGUUCAGGAAAUGAAGAAAACUGAUUAUUUUCUAAAGCAGUGUAAUAUUUAAAAUAUUAACUUUUGCGAUAUAUUUUAGUGUUAAUUAGCAAUUGAAAAUUACUGUAAUUAUUAUAAAAUGGGUGUAGAUAAGCCUCAAAACUACAUGUAUAUGAAAAAACGUAUUUGACAAAAUAUGCGACAUGUGCCCUUUUCGGAAUUGCAUAUUCAUUUAUUGUAGCACUAUCUAAGAAAAGCGUAAAUAGACGAGUUAAAGGCUAUUUGGUUUAAGCGACAUUCUUGUAACUUUGCAAGAGAGCCAUUAAAAGUUUAAAAUUUGAAAAAAAAAUCAUGACCUCAAAUUGCUACAGCUGUUUCAAUGUGGAAGACAUAAUUGACGUUCAAUUAAAAAUGUGGAAUUGUUACUGAUACUAGAGAAAAAGGACUUUUAAUUACAAAGAUAAAUGUCGCAUACUAAGUGAAAUGUUGCUUAAACUAAAGCCUUUUCUCCCUCAAUAUAGUUAAAAUGCAUUUAAUUAAGAAAUAUAUAAAAUAAAGGCAUUUAUUAUAAAUAAAGGCAUUUGCGCACAUAACUUAUGUUGCAAGCCAGAUUUUGUUUCUUUUUAUUUGUGUUUUUUAUGUAUCUUUAGCUUGUGAUGUGUAUUG
This is a messenger RNA of Bombyx mori (domestic silkworm), 2615 nucleotides long. Its product is annotated as 15-hydroxyprostaglandin dehydrogenase [NAD(+)]. Lineage: Eukaryota; Metazoa; Arthropoda; Insecta; Lepidoptera; Bombycidae. The transcript has a single exon. Gene Ontology annotation, cellular component: cytoplasm. The record is from RefSeq and is a predicted model, not a curated record. Gene Ontology annotation, molecular function: oxidoreductase activity, acting on the CH-OH group of donors, NAD or NADP as acceptor. Bases 131 to 892 code for a protein of 253 amino acids.